Arabidopsis thaliana (thale cress) is the source of this 1499-nucleotide messenger RNA. RefSeq names its product NADH-plastoquinone oxidoreductase subunit. Bases 17 to 289 code for a protein of 90 amino acids. The record is from RefSeq and is marked reviewed. The transcript is spliced from 2 exons. NCBI's taxonomy places the organism in Eukaryota, Viridiplantae, Streptophyta, Magnoliopsida, Brassicales, Brassicaceae.
CUUUCCUUGCUCGAAUAUGAGGAAAGGAGAGAUUGAAGUAGCUAAAGCUAAGGCUUUCUGCUAUUCAACCUUAGUUGGAAAGCCUUGGCUAAGAAGAAUUGAAGUUUUGCACAUAUCCGCGGGUUCUUCAAUUUGCUUUCUCCCUCAUAGAGGAAAUAGGUAUACUAUAUUCAUCCGCUUAUUGGGACUCCUUCGUUUGACCUAUGCAUUCUGUUAUCAUUUCCAGUUGGACAACCCAUGUUUACAAUUUGAGGAAGAAACGAACUCUUUCCAUUUCAUUUUUUUUUAGGAAAGCAAGUCCCUUCACUUCUUUAGGGGCUUGGAGCAGAUGAAGCCUUCUUCGGUCCGCUUUGGCUCCUGAUCUUGAGCUCGCUGGCCUCAGACCUGGCUUCUUCUUAUGAUGUAGUUGUAUAGGAACCAGCCACUACACUAGAGAUUUUAACAUAAAUGGACUUUCCCUGGGAUUUAUUUACUAAAGGGUAGUUCUUUGAGUCAGUGGAUGUUACAACGCAUCAAUCAGAUUCUGACCUGAAAAGAAAUGUGAUCCUCGAAGCAAUGAAAGAGCAUCAGUCCCAUCGCCGACUUUUAUUUCCCCUUAAUCCCGUUCUUUGAUUCAGAUUUGGAAAGGGGAAUUGCAACUGAAAGAUUCGCUCAUGCAUUUCCUUCAGGCAGGAAUAGUGAGUUAGUCAAUGCCACACAACUCUUUGAAUUUGCUGCAAGGACAGGGGCAAGGGAGUCGAAGAAAGCAAAUAGGUUCUCUAUCGCAACUCUGCUCUUUACUUUAGAUAAAGAGGAUUCUGCGCGGAAAGACAGAUCAGCUUCUCAACGUUCUCUUCCAGCUAUCAAGGAGACGAAAAGCUAUGUGAAGUCAAAUCAACGUUCAAAGUCAUGUGUGAUUAGGGAAUGAAUGUAGAGUGAGAAAGUUUCGCUAAGGCGCCGUCUAACUUGAGCUCUCUCCCUAUGUAUGGUCGAUAUCUUCCCUCUGAAAAUGCUGUUCGGGCGUCAAGUGGGAAUUCUCUUUCAAGUCAAGUUCACUUACCGCUUCCACUCUCUCUUCUCUCUUCUGUCGAUGCAGCUCACUCCGGGGCAAGUCAACGGAUAGAUGGCCUGCUUUCUCACUUUCAUUUGGCUUAUUCGAUACUGCUGAAAGGAACGAACCGAACCUGACCUGCACCUUAUUUUCCUAAGCAAACUCCCAUUGACUGGCGAGUUAUUUUUAUACCAUUUAGCUCGCUUGGCCUCCAAAAAAGGGAAUUGGAAAGAAAUCUCUUAUCUCUUAUCUCCCUAGUUCUACCUUUCUUAUCAUUUGCAGAGAGCUAGCUUAUUAGCAAAGAAAAGUCACGGGAGAUAGAAGAUAGAACAAUGAUUGAAAUGAUCAGCCAAAGAGAGACCUCCUGAGCUGUUGCAAGUCUAAAUACAUAUCCAAUAGUUUCUUCAGAGAGAGUACAAAAAAUCCAGGACUUUCAGAGUUGAUCGGUGCCAGGCAUCAUAGUCUGGGA